GGAGGCCUGUGGGUCUAGGAUUCCAUUUUGUUUGCUCCUUGAGUCGCGAGAGUCGGGUGUGUGCAGCAGUGGAGAAGUCUGUGGUUGCAGACUGGUGAUCGUCUGUGGAUAAGGGUGGCCCACACCCGAAGUACCAUUUGGAAAAACAACAGGAUUGUGAAGUUAUGGUGAAGUUAUUUGUUGGCAAUUUGCCUCCUGAGGCCACUCAGCCGGAGCUGAAGUCAUUGUUUGAGCAGUUUGGCCGUGUGACAGAAUGUGAUAUCAUUAAAAAUUAUGGUUUUGUCCAUAUGGAUGACAAAAAGGCAGCAGAUGAAGCUGUACGUAAUUUAAACCAUUACAAGCUACAUAACGUUUCUAUCAAUGUGGAACACAGUCGGGGCAAGCCAAAUGCCUCGACUAAGCUUCAUGUAAGCAACCUCAGCAGUAGUUGCACCAGUGAGGAACUGCGUGCCAAAUUUGAAGAAUAUGGUGCAGUCCUGGAGUGUGAUAUUGUUAAGGACUACGCCUUUGUCCACAUGGAGAUUUCGGCUGAAGCACUGGAUGCCAUUAAGAAUCUGGACAACACUGAAUUUAAAGGCAAACGGAUGCACGUGCAACUCUCAACAAGCCGCCUGCGAGUCACCCCGGGAAUGGGAGAAAGGACUCGAUGCUAUCGUUGCGGAAAGGAGGGCCACUGGUCCAAAGAGUGCCCCCUAGACCAAAUGGCCAAGGAGCUGGAGCAGGAGCCGGGCUACCCCCCUGAAUCAUUUCCAGACCCAUAUGGUCCCAUGCGUAGUGCAGCAUAUAGAACGGCCUAUGCUCAACGUGUUUUCUAUGACGAGGGAGAACGGUUUAGUAUUGUUGACUACUACCAACGCUACCGCGUGCGGCCCUCCUCAUAUGAUGCCAUUCUUGAAAGACGGGUGAAUGCUCUGCCCCCCGGAGCCUCCACAAUUUCAUACAGGGAACAGAUUGACUCUUUCCCAUAUGAGAGGCAUUUACUACCCCCACCACCCCAACUUCCUAGCUCCUAUUACACGCGGGAGCGUAGCCCUAUACGACGCUCCUCUUCUGCUUCCUCCAGCAUGGAAAUAUACCGAACUGAGCGCCGACUCUCCCCCAUUCUGCGGAGUCCCUUCGCUGAUGAUCCUCGAUGCAGCCGGGAUUCCUACUAUGAACGGGUUCAAUAUUUUUAAUCUGCGAAGGUAAGAUAUUUUCGGGCUCCGACGCGGUCUGCUGUUCGUUGCGUACGCAUUAAAUUCUUACUUCGGUUCUUCGAACUUUGCCAACCCUCAACUAAUGUUUCACUUUUUUUUUUUUUUUAAGUAGAAUAUGAGCUAUUAUAUUUUUGCAAAAUAUAUUUAGUUGGCUGCCUUUCCGCUCUAGAAGGGUAGUAUGUAAAGCCUCAAGUACGAUUUGACUGAAAACUAAAGGCAGUGCUUUGAUUUGUCCACAGAAACAUCAACAGUGUGCAAAUAUUAACUGUUGCUUGCAAUUUUUAUACAGGCGUAAAGUGUUUCAUACUUUUUUUUGGGGGUUUUUUUUAACGUUGAAAUCAGCAUAUCUGAAGAAAGGUGCAGUGUACUUUCAAACCACUGAGUCAAAUAUAAGGAUUUUUUGCAGCAAGAUUUAAGUUAACAUGGAUUUUUACCUAAGUAGACAGUUUACCUCUUAAUAUUUACUUUGCAGCAGAAAGGUGGUUAUAAUAUUUUCCCUUCAUGUAAUGUGAAGCAUGAUUACAAGCAGUUGCGUUGUUCCUCUUUGUCAUGUCCAACUUUGUGGGACAUAUGUUAACCUUGAACAUCUAUUUCCAUGAAUAAAGCAUUGCUUUAAAAAGA
This is a messenger RNA of Xenopus laevis (African clawed frog), 1817 nucleotides long. RefSeq names its product RNA binding motif protein 4B L homeolog (gene rbm4b.L). Lineage: Eukaryota; Metazoa; Chordata; Amphibia; Anura; Pipidae. Gene Ontology annotation, cellular component: nucleus; nucleolus. The record is from RefSeq and is marked provisional. Gene Ontology annotation, molecular function: mRNA binding; nucleic acid binding; zinc ion binding.